Messenger RNA from Arachis ipaensis, 603 nucleotides. RefSeq lists its product as uncharacterized. Gene Ontology annotation, biological process: DNA integration. Gene Ontology annotation, molecular function: nucleic acid binding. NCBI's taxonomy places the organism in Eukaryota, Viridiplantae, Streptophyta, Magnoliopsida, Fabales, Fabaceae. The record is from RefSeq and is a predicted model, not a curated record.
AUGAAUUUUGUGUUGAUGACUGAUGAAUUGUAUAAGAAAGGUAUUGAUGGUAGUUGUUCCAGGUGUUUAAGUCAAUCGGAUAAAGAUAUUACCCUAGGAGAAGUUCAUAAAGGUAUAUGUGGUGCCCAUCAAGCUGGAGUGAAAAUGAAAUGGUGGGUUGAAGCUGUUCCUUUAACAGAAGCAGGUCAAAAUGAAAUUAUUGAUUUCAUAGAAGAGUACAUAAUUCAUCAAUUUGAAAUUUCCCAAACUUUGAGUAUUGAUCAGGGGACUAUGUUUAUUGGUCAACGCAUUAAAAAUUUUGCGGCCUCGAGAAAUAUUACUAUGGUAACUUCAACUCCAUACUAUGCACAAGCGAAUGGUCAAGUUGAAGCAGCGAAUAAAAUAUUGAUCAAUUUGAUUAAGAAGCAAAUCGGUCGUAAACCUCGAACUUGGCAUGAAACUUUAAGCCAAGUAUUGUGGGCUUAUCGAAAUUCACCUAGAGGGUUGACGAAUACGUCUCCUUAUAAAUUGGUGUAUGGCCAUGAUGCAGUGUUGCCAUUUGAAAUUAAUCUUAAUACUUUAAGAGUAAUGAGGCAAGAUGAUUUGCCAAUUGAAGAUUAUUAG